Symbiodinium sp. CCMP2592 is the source of this 402-nucleotide messenger RNA. Lineage: Eukaryota; Dinophyceae; Suessiales; Symbiodiniaceae. The record is from the annotation of a GenBank genome assembly.
AUGGCAAUGGAGCCGGUGGCGCAGGAAGUCUUCAAGCAGAGGCUGUACGAGUUAGCGAAGGACAACGAGGCAAAGCAGACCGAGGAUCCGCCGUCAAGGGAAGCAGUCACCAGCGGUGAUGAUGUGUUGGAGGGCAUGCUGAACGACCUGCUCGGAGCCUUGCGACGAGAGGCUCCCAUGGAUCCCCUGCCGGCGGAGAAGGUGGCCGCCAUCAAAGCAACGGCGCAGGAGGCCACGGCCACCGGCUCCGGGCCUGCAGAGUCCCAAGGCGAACGGGACGACGGGACGGGGCCACCGACUAUACAGAUCCUGAUGCGCACGUCACGUUGGGGGAGGGGGAGGGGGGGAGGUUUAGAUCUGCUGUAUUUGCUGUGGAAUCUGGGAGCAGGCAGCAAUGCUUGA